This is a messenger RNA of Setaria italica (foxtail millet), 1610 nucleotides long. RefSeq names its product probable pyridoxal 5'-phosphate synthase subunit PDX1.1. The record is from RefSeq and is a predicted model, not a curated record. Lineage: Eukaryota; Viridiplantae; Streptophyta; Magnoliopsida; Poales; Poaceae. Gene Ontology annotation, biological process: pyridoxine biosynthetic process; pyridoxal 5'-phosphate biosynthetic process; amino acid metabolic process. Gene Ontology annotation, molecular function: amine-lyase activity.
AGGGUAUGCCAUCCAUGGUGGGAGGCCCACCUGUCUGUCUCUCUCGACUCUCGGUCUCGGAUUUUUUUUUUAAUUAAAAGGAAGGCAGCAGCGACAGCCGACAGCCAGCCAGCCCGUUAACAAGUAAGUGGCUGGCAGCAUUUCUCCUCCUGGGCUUGGGAUAGAUAGCGCGGCCCAUUUCUCCUCCUGGGCAGGGCACGCACGCAGCACCCACCCCCACCACACAGCCGCCACACAUCUUCUUCUUCCUUCUCCUAGACCCCCAGACAGACUCCCAGAGCCGCCAGCACCCCCAAUCCCCCCCCACCCCAAUCCCCCCAUCAAUGGCUUCCGACGGCACCGGCGUCGUGGCCCUCUACGGCGGCGGCAGCGGCAACAACAAGGUCAAGGUCAUGGACGCCUCCUCCAAGUCCCCCGCCGCCGCCGCCACCUUCUCCGUCAAGGUCGGCCUGGCGCAGAUGCUGCGCGGCGGCGUCAUCAUGGACGUCGUCACGCCGGAGCAGGCGCGCAUCGCCGAGGAGGCCGGGGCCUGCGCCGUCAUGGCCCUUGAGCGAGUCCCCGCCGACAUCCGCGCGCAGGGAGGGGUGGCGCGCAUGUCCGACCCGGGACUCAUCCGCGACAUCAAGCGCGCCGUCACCAUCCCCGUCAUGGCCAAGGCGCGCAUCGGCCACUUCGUCGAGGCCCAGAUCCUCGAGGCCAUCGGCGUCGACUACGUGGACGAGAGCGAGGUGCUCACGCCCGCCGACGACGCGCACCACAUCAACAAGCACAACUUCCGCGUCCCCUUCGUCUGCGGCUGCCGCGACCUCGGGGAGGCGCUGCGCCGCGUCCGCGAGGGCGCCGCCAUGAUCCGCACCAAGGGGGAGGCCGGCACCGGCAACGUCGUCGAGGCCGUGCGCCACAUCCGCUCCGUCAUGGGGGACGUCCGCGCGCUGCGCAAUGACGACGACGAGGUCUUCGCCUACGCCAAGCGCAUCGCCGCCCCCUACGACCUCGUCAUGCAGACCAAGCAGCUGGGCCGCCUCCCCGUCGUCCAGUUCGCCGCGGGGGGUGUCGCCACCCCCGCCGACGCCGCGCUCAUGAUGCAGCUCGGAUGCGACGGCGUCUUCGUCGGCUCCGGCAUCUUCAAGAGCGGCGACCCGGCGCGGCGGGCGCGAGCCAUCGUGCAGGCCGUGACGCACUACAGCGACCCGGAGAUCCUCGCCGACGUCAGCUCAGGCCUCGGGGAGGCCAUGGUCGGGAUCAACCUCUCCGACCCAAAGGUCGAGCGCUACGCCGCGCGCUCCGAGUAGCGCUCCGACUCAGGCAGCAGGCAGUCAGGCAGGCGGGCGGCGAUGAGGCUCCUCCAUCUGCAUCGUCAGGGAGCCCAUCGACUCUAUAAGAAACCAAAGAAAACUCGAAUAAAAAAAAAACUCUUCCAUUCCCUUCCUUUCUGAGUAGUAUGUCUUUUUUUGAGUAGUAUGUCUUGUUUGUUUGCCUUGCUUGCAAUUGCAAUCAUCCAAAUAUCCAAUGUCAUGUCUCUUCUGUUUCGGGAACAAAGAACUGAAUCCGCAUUGCUAUGCAUUUUCUGAUGAAAAAAAAGGACGAAAAGACAUUGCUGCUAUCAUCUA